AUGACAGACCAACCUCAUCAACAACAACAAGAAAUUGUGGAUGAUCGUGUUAGAAACAUCAUGAAUGAAACUAUGAAACAGGAAGAACAACAACAGCAAACCAACACGUCAGCCACUUCUCCUCCAUCAACAUCCUCUCACGACGAAGUUCAUCAGCAACAACAAUCUGAUCCCUCUCAGAAGUAUCAUCCGAUCGCAUGUGAGGCAUGUAGAAAGAAACACAAGAAAUGUGAUAGGACUCUUCCGAGAUGUAUUGAAUGCACCAAAAGAGGACUCAAUUGCGUUUACUAUGAACCGAAAAAGGAAUAUCUUCAAAAGAUGAUGCAAGAGGGUGUUAAACCCCACAAACAAUCACAAAAAAAGCCAAAGGAUUUUCAUGUUGUCUCAUUUCGUGUAGAAUCACCAAAAGUUCAGCAAAAUACUUUCACACAUUAUUCAUACAAUCCUGAUAUUAAUAAUGUGAGCAGUAGUCUGUUUGAUGCAAGUGGAGCACAAUCCACAAAUUUUCCUCCUCCAAACCUUACUCAACAACAUUCAAAUGAAACUGUGACAACCACAACAAAAAAAAAGAAGAAGAAAGAAACAACAACGCAAGACGUGGUAAACCCAACACCAAUUAUUCAACCUCAGCACUCAUAUCAACAACCAACGGGAUGUCCAACACAACAUGUCUUAUCAACACCACUGAUUCCUCAGUCUAGCACAAUCCCUAACAUCAUGACAACAGACCCUACUGUCUAUCCAAACACUCUUUAUGAUCAAAAUUUGACAUCAACCGUGUCACAAAAUUAUUAUGCUGAACCACAACAUCUCAACAGCUAUGAAAUGUUUCCUACAGGCAAUUCAAAUUAUUCAUUGCAGCAAGAUGCUCUUCCUACAAGUACCAUCGCCAGCAAGUACAAUGCAAUAUCCGAUAACAUUUAUCAGCCCACAUUUUCUUCUGAAAGCAAUGAUUUAACAAUCACACAACAAUUACCUUCGCUCUCUCCUCCUAACUCUCAUUCCGCUUCUUCAUUGCAUAAUUAUAGAUAUCAUCCAUAUAAUCUUCCUAGCUCCAUUCCUCCUCAAUCUACUUCAAUUGCUUCUGCCCACACUAGUGUCGUUAGUUCGUUAAACCCACCACAACAGUCAUUACCUGACCCAUCUUCUUCUGUGAUCACGUUGAAUAGGACUGUACUAAACAGUCCCAAGUCAAAUUUAACUCACUCAUCACACAGUGACAGCAGCAGUAAUAAGGACGGUACACAUUCGAGUGAUACAAGCAGUUCUAUUCAGUCAUUGUUUUUACAAGAUCUUCUCAACACUUCAUACAUGAAAAUUAACACUUUUGAAUACUUUCAUAGAUAUGUUACUUAUGGCGUUAGGUUAUUUUCUCAAGAGUUAAUUGAGCAAACAAUUUUUGGAGAAGAUUUAAAAGUGACCAUGAAUGACAUUUUCCGAAAUCCAAAUUGCUUUUUCCAACAUCCCGAGUUUUCGAAACAUAGCAACGAUAGUAUUCAAUAUUCGAAAAAGUCGGAAAUUCUCUCCUUACUCUAUACUCUACAUGCAGUUGUUUGCUCAUGCAAUGGCUAUCAACAACAAGCUGAAACAUCCAUUCGUCGCUCAUUUGAAAUCAGCUAUAGAGGUAGCGUAUUAAGGGAUAUUUUGCGAUUAUUCUAUGAUUCGAGCUAUCCUGAAGAGUUGGUGAGCUCUAUAGCAUCAAGGCACGGUCCUCAAAAUGAUUUUCUGAUUCAGACGGACAGAGUUUUUUAUUCAUUCCGAAUUGGAAGACUUCUCCUUUCAGCGCUGUAUUCAUUGAGCAUAGCAAAUCUAGGUCUUUCUAAAUACUUCUUACUCAAGUCAGAUGAAAUGCUCGACAAUGACUCUCCAAAUUUCAAAUCUAGACGUUAUAUUAAUUAUUCAGUAUCAUUGGAAUCCAAGGAAGGAAGUGACUACUCUAUUUUUUCUGUCUCCGAUCCCCAAGUAACUUCUUUUUGCAAAUUUAGAGUCGCCACUGCAAUGUCGUAUGACAAUAUGCGAAAUUUUCUGCAACGUAGUGACAUAGUUUAUGGACUUGAAAAUAACAUUCCAAAACCAAUGAUCAUUAACAAGACGUCAUGUGUGUUGAGAGAUGCUCCUGAAUUUCAAUUCGAUCUGAACGUUCUAAGAAUGACGGCAGGCCUCUAUAUUUAUAACAUUGGUAAAAUUCCAAUUGAAAUUUUACUCAUUACCACUUUGAAGAAUAUUACUGUAGAGAAUAUUGAACUAUUUUUAAUGCUUAAUGUAUUGGUGAUGAAAGAGGAAGAGCGUUAUGCGUCUAAUGUAAAGAUGGACCCAAUCACUCUCUCUUACUCCCAAACCCUAAGAAAAUUUACUAUUUAUUCAGUUUUAAUCGAGUUAUUGACAUUUAUGCUUGAAAAUUUACCGUAUGACGAGCCAUCGAUUGGCAAUCCAACUGUGGCAAGACUUGAGACAAUUUUCAAAAAUUUCGAUGAAGCCGUAGCUGGAGGUCUCAAUGAAAACUUAAAAAAGUGGAAUUUUGAAACUUUGACAGAAUAUGAAUUGGAAAAAUUGAGAGAAGGAUCCACUCCAAAUGAACCUUCUAUUUUUUCUCUCCUUUCCAGAGAUUCCACGACAAGCACUACAUCGAAUGAUGAGCCAACAUCAGUACGGGCCACCUUGGAAAAAUUAUUGACUUUAUAUUGUGACAGAUUUGCUGACAAUUUGAGAGAAUUUACUAAGGAAACAAUUUUGUUUAAUAAUGGAGACAUGUUAAACAUUCGUGCGGCUUGUUUGGUGCACUUGAGACAAGCAGAAACAAUUUUACAACGAGUGUCACUUUCUUUGGCAGAUCGAAUGAAACUUGCAAAUCGAUUGUAUCCAAUCCUCACAACAGAACUCAAUAUCCUCACUUAUUUGCAACAAAAGUUUCCAAAAGUUUACUUCCGAAUAUUUUCUCUCACCAAUCGACUUGAAAACAUUCUGGAGAAAAUUCAAAGUGCUAUUUCAUAA
Messenger RNA from Naegleria fowleri, 2991 nucleotides. RefSeq lists its product as uncharacterized. Lineage: Eukaryota; Heterolobosea; Eutetramitea; Acrasida; Naegleriidae. The coding region runs from base 1 to 2991 and encodes 996 amino acids. Gene Ontology annotation, biological process: regulation of DNA-templated transcription. Gene Ontology annotation, molecular function: DNA-binding transcription factor activity, RNA polymerase II-specific; zinc ion binding. The record is from RefSeq and is a predicted model, not a curated record. The transcript has 4 exons.